Oldenlandia corymbosa var. corymbosa is the source of this 3565-nucleotide messenger RNA. Lineage: Eukaryota; Viridiplantae; Streptophyta; Magnoliopsida; Gentianales; Rubiaceae. The record is from the annotation of a GenBank genome assembly.
ACACACACACACACACACACACAUAGUAAUAGUAUUUUUUUAAAUUGGAAAACUUAAUUGAAAAAGCAAAAAAAACCCCUCCAAAACUGUCCAAUAAAAACACUCCCAAUUUCCUUCAACUCCAAAAAACAAACAAACAAACAAAAAACCAGAAACCCCAAAACCAAAAACACCAAAAAAAGGGGAAAAAAGAAAAACAUAACUAAACAAACACAUGCUCUGUAACUCUGUUCAUCUUCCCCUCUGCUUCCUUCUUCCCCUCACAAACUCCAAGAAAAAAAAGCCUCAUUUCUUCUAUCCUUCCUCCGCCGCAGCUCCGCCCCCGCCACCCCUAAAUGGCCACCCUCCGCGACCGCAUCACGGCCUACUUCCUCCUCCUCCUCACCAUCUUCAAUUCCUUCUCCGCCGCUGAUGACGCCGCCGUCAUGCAAUCCCUCUUAGCUGCUCUCUCUCCGGCUCCAUCCGGCUGGUCCACCACCAAAAGCUUCUGCGACUGGACUAAUGUUCACUGUGAUCCGACCAACAAGUUCGUGACGGAGAUAAACAUCGACGGGCUUGGCGUUUCCGGUACUCUUCCACCUGAGCUCAACCAGCUCUCUAAGCUCACAUCAUUUACUGCCCAGAAAAAUUCCCUCUCCGGUGCUUUACCUUCUUUCGCCAACAUGACCAGCUUGCAGAAAGUUUAUCUGGAUUCCAAUUCUUUAACCUCUGUGCCGCCGGAUUUCCUCUUGGGUUGUACUGGGUUGCAGUUUGUUAGCGUCACUGACAAUAACUUCUCCCCUUGGGAAAUCCCUUUGUACCUAACUGAGAGUGUCAAUUUGAACAGCUUUUUGGCGAGUAAUGCUAGUGUUGUUGGUGGGAUUCCAGAUUUCUUCGAUUCUUUUCCGAAUCUACAGAACUUGCGGCUUUCUUACAAUAAUUUGUCUGGGGUUUUGCCUAAGAGCUUUGGGGGAUCUGAGGUGCAGAAUCUAUGGCUUAAUAACCAGAUACAACAAGGGUUGACAGGCCCUAUUGAUGUUUUGUCGUCCAUGUCACAGUUGUAUCAAGUUUGGUUGCACGGUAAUGCUUUUACUGGGCCUAUCCCAGACUUGUCAAAAUGCACAAGUCUGUUUGAUUUGCAGCUGAGGGAUAAUCAGUUUACUGGAGUUGUUCCGGAAUCAUUGAUGAAUUUGCCAAAUCUGGCGAACAUAUCGUUGCAGAACAACAAGCUGCAGGGCCCAACCCCUCAGUUUAAUCCUAAGGUUAAUGCUCAAUUGGGGACUACUAACAGCUUUUGUACUCCUAGUGGACCCUGUGAUCCGCAGGUCACUGCGCUUCUCGCUGUUGCUGGUGGUCUAGGGUAUCCUAUGAUGCUGGCUCAAUCAUGGACAGGGAAUGAUGCUUGCCAGCCAUGGUCUUUUAUUACUUGUGAUCCACAGGGUAAGAAUGUGACAAUGGUGAAUCUUGGGAAGCAUGGUUUCUCAGGUACUAUCUCUCCGGCACUCGCGAAUUUGACAUCUUUGAGGAAUAUAUAUCUCAAUGAUAAUAAUUUGACCGGUACAGUUCCUCAAGUUUUGACUACUUUGCCUCAACUUCAGACUCUUGAUGUUUCUAAUAAUAAUUUAGCUGGACCUAGGCCUGAUUUUCCUACUGGUGUGAAGUUUCUAUACAACGGUAAUUUGCUUCUUGAGAAAAAUGAAACGGGUGGUGGCAGCAGUGGUGGGCCGGCUGGACCAGGAUCAACUCCAGGUGGACGCGGUGGAAGUUCAUCUGGGGGUGCAAGUCCUAAAUCAUCAGUUUCGGCAGGUAUGAUUGCCGGGGUUGUAAUUGCUGUUGUGAUUUUUGUUGGAGUUGUGUUGUUUGUGUCGUACAAGUGUUAUGCCAAGAGAAGGCUUAAGAGUUUUGGAAAGGUUGAAGGUUCCGAAAGAGGGUCUGAAAUGAUGAAAUCAGCUGUAGCCACAAGUGGUACUAAUGGCUAUGGUGGACUUAGUGACUUACAUAGCCACAGCAGUGGUGAUCACAACAAUGAUCUUCCUAUGUUUGAAGGUGGAAAUGUUGUAAUUCCAAUUUCAAUUCUUCGUGAAGUGACAGGUAAUUUUAGUGAAGACAAUGUGUUGGGCCGGGGAGGAUUCGGAGUUGUUUAUAAAGGGGAAUUGCAUGAUGGAACUAAGAUUGCUGUGAAGAGAAUGGAAUCUGGGGCAAUGGGUACCAAAGGCAUGACUGAGUUCCAGUCAGAAAUCGCUGUACUUACCAAAGUGAGGCACAGGCAUUUGGUUGCCCUUUUAGGUUAUUGUGUUAAUGGCAAUGAGAGGCUUUUGGUGUACGAGUAUAUGCCGCAGGGAACCCUAGCGCAGCAUUUAUUUGAAUGGCAGGAGCUUGGCUAUCCUCCUCUUACUUGGAAGCAGAGGGUAACCAUUGCACUAGAUGUUGGAAGAGGAGUUGAGUAUCUCCAUAGCCUGGCCCAGCAAAGUUUUAUCCAUCGCGAUCUAAAACCUUCGAACAUUCUUCUUGGGGAUGACAUGAGGGCAAAGGUUGCUGACUUUGGUUUAGUAAGAAAUGCACCAGACGGAAAAUACUCUGUUGAGACUAGGUUGGCUGGAACAUUUGGAUAUCUUGCUCCUGAGUAUGCUGCUACUGGACGAGUGACAACAAAGGUGGAUGUUUAUGCUUUUGGAGUUGUUCUGAUGGAGCUCAUUACUGGUAGAAAAGCACUAGAUGAGACAAUGACUGAUGAGCGGUCUCAUUUGGUGACUUGGUUCCGACGGGUACUUAUCAACAAAGACAACCUGCGAAAGGCCAUUGACUCGACUCUUGAUCCUGACGAGGAAACCUACGAAAGUAUUUGCAAAGUUGCUGAAUUGGCAGGUCACUGCACUGCACGUGAACCGCAUCAGAGACCCGACAUGGGACAUGCUGUUAACGUACUCGGUCCUCUUGUUGAGCAAUGGAAACCUACCAGGAAUGAAGACGAAGAUAGCUAUGGCAUUGACCUCCAUAUGAGCCUUCCUCAAGCCCUUCAAAGAUGGCAAGCUGAUGAAGGUACUUCCAGAAUGUUUGAUGAUUUCUCAUACAGUCAAACACAGGCCAGCAUUCCCUCCAAGCCAUCAGGAUUUGCAGAUACAUUCAGUUCAACAGAUUGCAGAUGACAGCAAGGAUGAUCCAUACAUCAGGCUGUCUUAAACUAUAAGGGAGCACCUUUCGGAAAUUGGUUAGUGUUCUUCAGAUGAUCACUUGCCUUAAGCGGUUCAGGUCAUUCCAGUUAUUUAUGAUUUUCCCACCUUGGAAAUGUGCUUUUUAAUAUCACACUAAUCCUUGCAAGAAAAUAUAUGGUCAUCAGCAAGAGGGUUUCUUUUUCUUCUUUUUUUGUGGGAUUUGUUGAACAUUGAGGUUGACAAUUGAAUUGGUCAGAUUUGAGCUUUUUGUUGAGUUAGUUUGUAAAAUAGAAUAGGGAAGAAAGAGAGUAUUUUGUAACAAAUUCUUUUUCCACUUGAUUCUUUAUUGUAAAUUCUCAUGUUGUUUGUUAUUUAAAUUCACUUCUUUCUUUCUAACCUUCCAUGUUCUGUGAUUCGGAAUCGUCAUGGACGGC